CCGAUCCGCGGCGCCCGCGUCCGCCGGCCCGGCCUGCCGACCCCGGGAUGCUCGUGGACGCCGGCCGAGCGGAGCCGGUGCGCAGCGGGGCGCGCGAUCUCGCGCGCAUCCUGACCCCCGAGCCGGGGGCGGAGGCGGGGCAGGUGGAGGCCGCCAUGGAGGGCUUGUUCCUCAUGUUGGAGGAGUUCUGCAGCCUGGCCGACUUGAUCAGGAGCGAUACCUCCCAGAUCCUGGAGGAGAACCUCCCGCUCCUGAAGGCCAAGGCGGUGGAGAUCCGGGGCGUCUACGCCCGAGUGGACCGGCUGGAGGCCUUCGUCAAGAUGGUGGGGCGCCACGCCGCUUUCCUGGAGGCGCUGGUGGUGCAGGCGGAGCAGGAGCAGGCGGCCUUCCCGCAGGCCCUGCAGCGGUGGCUGCGCUCGGUGGGGGUCCCCGCCUUCCAGAACAGGCCGUCGGCGCGCGCGGGCUACGAGCUGCCGGAGCUGUACCGCACCGAGGAUUUCUUCCCCGACGACGACGACAUGAAGCCUCCCCGACCCUAGCGGCCCAGCGUGCCCCACACCCCGGCACCCCCGUGGGCCAGCCCGCGCCCUCCCCCUCCCCUGCUGUCCUUGGUGUCUGCACUUCCUCCCCUGGG
Perognathus longimembris pacificus (Pacific pocket mouse) is the source of this 634-nucleotide messenger RNA. It is a transcript of the gene Bcas4, whose product is annotated as breast carcinoma amplified sequence 4. NCBI's taxonomy places the organism in Eukaryota, Metazoa, Chordata, Mammalia, Rodentia, Heteromyidae. Gene Ontology annotation, cellular component: BLOC-1 complex. The record is from RefSeq and is a predicted model, not a curated record. The transcript is spliced from 5 exons. The coding region runs from base 48 to 539 and encodes 163 amino acids.